UGUGCACCUGCCUGUAUGCCUAUCCUGCAGACGAAGAAGAAGGAAACAAAAUCUGGCGCUCGGUGGUUGAGAGAAUUUUCUCUGCCCAACAUUGCCCUGUGCUCGUUCCGCGUCGUCGAAGAGCGUUUCGACAGCCUCGUCGCCUGCAGAGAGAACGAACUCGGCUCCCACUUCGAAAUGGCGAAGCGCAUCCUGCUCCUCCCGCUGGUGUGCCUCCUGCUGCAGGAGACUCGCGGCUGGCAGAACACGCACCUGUUCGGCGACGUGUGCUGGCCGAACGGUUCGAGCGUGCUGUGGCUCCAUCGCGGCGAGCUGCCGUCGGCCGUGGUGGGCCUGCGGUACCCGCUCGAGACAGCGCACAACUGCAGCUUCGCCGUGGCCAGCGACAGCGGCGCGCUCAUCGUGGUCGUCCGGCUGCUCGACCUGCGCCGCGAUCCCAACGGCACCUGCCUGGAUCACGUCGCGCUGGAGGAAGGACCGGGCGGCCGUCCCCUGAUCUUCGACGGUCCCCGGUGCUGGGCGAAGCAGGGCGACGUGAUGCACGCCCUGGCGCGCGGGGUCGUGCACGUGCGCCUCAGCGUGACGCCGCCGUUCGAUCGCGUCUACAGGGGACUCAACAUCGCGUUCACCACCCACUUUCACGGCAAUCUGUGCGACUCGGAAGAGAUGUUCCGCUGUGCCACGGGUGGAGACGUGUGCAUCCCGCGCCGGCUGACCUGCAACGGCAUCAACAACUGCGGCGACGACAGCGAUGAGCCCAGGCACCUGAGCAGCGAGCACUGCCACGUGGGUCCGGAGGACAUCUGGGGCCCCAUCGUGUUCUGCACCAUCCUGGUGGUGUUCUCCGGGAUCGUCGUCUACGUCAUCCUGCUCGACAUAUGCAUGGCGCGCGUGUCCUUCGGCACGAGCUCGACCAGCAGCACCAGCGGCGACACCAGCACGGACAGCGGCGACAGCGGCAGCGGCGACACCUCGCCCACGCCGUUGCCGGAGGGCGACCAAGCCGCGCUCUUGCGCAACGCCGAGAUCGAGGUGCAGGCGUGAGGGCACUCGGGUUCGGGCGAGCGCGCAGGGCCCGGCGGACCACGUCCGAGAGGCCCAAGGUUGCAGCGCGCGUCAAAAUUGCGAGAACGUCCUUACUAUACAUCAUACGCCGAGUGGUUCGACGGAAAUUAAAGUUGAUUAGCUUUUUUUUUUC
This is a messenger RNA of Dermacentor albipictus, 1198 nucleotides long. RefSeq lists its product as uncharacterized. NCBI's taxonomy places the organism in Eukaryota, Metazoa, Arthropoda, Arachnida, Ixodida, Ixodidae. The record is from RefSeq and is a predicted model, not a curated record. Gene Ontology annotation, molecular function: protein binding.